UUUAGUGUAUUGCAUUACGGUCAUACAUCGAGCAAUCGGUGAAUAUUUAUUUGCGACGAAAACUUAUUUAAAACUGAACAAAAUGGCUUUCCGUAUACCUUUUGGCAAGAAACACGCGGAAAUCGCGUCGUCCUUUGUACGCUCCGGAGCAGGGUUCGGUGGAGCCGCUGGAUUGGCUCUGCUCUACUACACUGACUGGAAGCUAGUGCUGCAGUACAUGCCCAUCUAUGGCUCCAAGUUUGACAAGAGCGAUUAAGUCCCAGAUGAUGUUUGAACUCUAGUUGAAAAUAUGUUUAAUGAUGGUGAAUAAAAUAAGUUCAAUUCGA
Drosophila hydei is the source of this 326-nucleotide messenger RNA. RefSeq lists its product as uncharacterized. The record is from RefSeq and is a predicted model, not a curated record. Gene Ontology annotation, cellular component: mitochondrial inner membrane. The transcript has 2 exons. Gene Ontology annotation, biological process: mitochondrial electron transport, ubiquinol to cytochrome c. Lineage: Eukaryota; Metazoa; Arthropoda; Insecta; Diptera; Drosophilidae. The coding region runs from base 83 to 256 and encodes 57 amino acids.